Molecule: messenger RNA, 1227 nt
Organism: Oreochromis aureus
Lineage: Eukaryota; Metazoa; Chordata; Actinopteri; Cichliformes; Cichlidae
Product: cytosolic sulfotransferase 2-like
Exons: 8
Coding region: 261-1145 (294 amino acids)
Biological process (GO): sulfation
Cellular component (GO): cytoplasm
Molecular function (GO): sulfotransferase activity
Source: RefSeq, a predicted model, not a curated record
UGCUGUACCUUCCUCCCGGCGUUUCCUGGACUGCGGAAUCUGCACAACAGCUCGGUCUCCUUAUUUGGAAGAAGAGGUUGACUGUUUUUGUAAAGAGCCACAAUGAUGGAGAACUGAGGAUCACCAGUUAGCACCUUUCUGUGCAGUGACCAUUUUACUCAGAAAAAAUACUGACUUUUAUUGGAGUAAGCUGAGAUUCACGGAUCCGCUGUUACUGGUGAUCUACCUCCAAGGACCCCCUCCCCGACGUCUGCUGCAGUAUGAUGGAGUCACUGUCACGACCUACACUGUUUGACUUCCAUGGAGUCUGCAUGACCAAUUACUUCACUGACAACUGGGAAAACGUCCAGAAUUUCAGAGCAAGACCAGAUGAUAUCGUCUUAGCUUCUUACCCUAAAGCAGGAAACACAUGGGUGUCUUACAUCCUGGAUCUUUUGUACUUUGGCCAGACUUCACCUGAACGUCAAAGCUCAGUCCCACUCCAUGAACGAGUGCCAUUCCUGGAGAUACAAAUGUCUGGUUACCCCUCAGGAGUGGAUGUGCUGAAUGAAUUAACCACCUAUCCACGCAUUAUCAAGACACACCUACCAGUCCAGUUCCUUCCCAAAUCAUUCUGGGAGCAGAACUCCAAGAUCAUCUAUGUGGCUCGUAAUGCCAAAGACAGUGCCGUAUCCUAUUUCCACUUUGAUCGCAUGAACAAGGUCCAGCCAGAGCCUGGCAGCUGGGAGAGUUUCCUCCAGAGAUUCAUGGAGGGAAAAAUGGUGUUUGGCUCCUGGUACGAACAUGUAAGAGGAUGGUGGGAGAAGAAACAGAGCUGUUCUAAUAUCCUGUAUUUGUUCUAUGAGGACCUGAUUGAGGAUACUGAACAAGAACUCGUCCGCAUCUGCUCAUUCCUGGGACUGUCUCCUACCACAGAGCUGAAGAAGCAAGUCACAGAAAAAGUUCAAUUUGACAACAUGAAGAACAACAAGAUGGUGAAUGGCUCCGCUGAUGAAGUCUUCGAUUUAAAAAUCUCCCCCUUCAUGCGCAAAGGAAGGGUUGGCGACUGGAAGAAUCACUUCACUGUACAGCAGGAUGAACAGUUUAAUGAGGACUACAAGAAGAAGAUGAAAAACACUGAUCUUCAAUUUCGUACCGUUCUGUAGGUGAUUAUACAAAACGGUAUAACUGUAUAUCUGCCAUUGUGUUAGAUAUGCAAGCAAGAAUAAAGAAAAACAUGAUAGCAAA